GCAAUGCAGCUCUCAGGUAGGAGGAGAUCCAAGGCCCAGAGGUAGAUGGGAAAACAAGAGAGCAUGAAGCUAAAUUCUAGGUCUGCACAGGGGAGCAAGGCAUGGAAGGAAGAGAGAGGGAGCAGGAGUGAGGCCUGCAGAGGAGUCGAGCAGCCACUCAUUGUUUUCCUCUUUUGAAUAUUUUUUAGCCUUUGUCAUUCUUUCAGCCUUUGCAGCAUUUUGUUUUUGUUCAAAUGAAACCCCACCAUCUGCAGUUCUGGAACUGGGCUGGUAAUAGGCCUGAAGGAGAACUUUAGAAUGUCUCUCAAAAUUAUGACCUAGGCAUCAUUGUCUAAUUGCAAAUCUCAGAAGGUAAACGUCUGUGGGGAAGGUCUGGACUGUGCUCUAUUGCCAUCAGCUUUAUAGAAAAUCUGGCUAGGCCUUGUCUGGGAUCUCUUGCAGAUGACCACUUGGGCAGAGCGUGAGCUCUUGUGUAAAGAGAGGCAUACCGCAUGGCCAGGGUUUUCCCCAAGAGCUUAUCAUAAACUGGCAGUUGCAAGACCACCAUGCACAGACAUCAAGAUCAAAGUUCGUCAGAAACUGCGCUGCCCCUGGGAAGACACUAGCCGCUGGCACAUCUGGGGAUACCACACCUGGCUGGAUGUAGGGAGGCUGCCACCACUCUUCCCUUCAAGGCCGGACAUACCUUAUGACAGCAACGUGUGGCGAUGGAUUACUGCUCCUAGGACAUACUGCAUGCCCCAGCCACCCGUCCCGCCUCCCUCAGAGAUGGAUGGGAACACUUACCUCAAGUUCAUCGCACAGGGAACUCUGUUUUUAGACAAGAAACAUACGGAAAGAGCUAUGGCCCAAAUACAGAAAGAGCUACAGGAAUGCAAGCGACUGAAGAUGAUGAGCGAGUGCCGAGCUCCCCCCAUAAACAGACAGGGAAAUAUUUUGCCUCCUCAGGACUUCAACCGAUACAGACACAUGACUGCAGGAAGAGGCCUGCAAUCUCUCUCUGUCCAGCUGCAGCCAGUCAGACCUGCAACUAGAGACUGCUGGGAUUGGCCUUGCCCCAGCCUCCAACCCCAUUACCAGGAGGCAGCACAGAGACUCACCUUGAGGAACAACAGUCCAAUCUAUGAAGAGUUGCUGCAGAAAUACCAGGAGCUGGCUGUGUCUGGGAGAUAAACAGGGUACCGUAACACUCCCAGCAAACAACCCAGAACUCUAGAGGGGCUAAUUCUAAGACUCAAGAGGGCUGUUGGGGGCUAUAAGCAGGGGACCCAACUAUGGGGGACUGCACAAGCCGUUAUGUCAGAGGACAGCAACCAGCACCCCAAAUACAGAGAGUGCACUGGUGAUGCAGGCAGGAUCUGCCAGCGAUCAGGCACCCCCAAAACAGCAAGAUACCUCUGCCACUUGAUAUCAAAUAUUAUCAUCCAGGAACCUCCACCACAAAAACACAAAUGUAACUUGGCUUUAAAAUAGCUUGGGAGUCCCCAGCACUGAGGCACAACUGCAGCACUUAGGUAGUACUAAGUCAUGUUGAUUGCCCAUAUUUCCCUUUACGUCUUGGAUUUUUGAUGUUUACCGUUGAGCAGGCCUGCAUUCUGAUAGCCCUAGGGUCUCUGGCACCUGCCCAGGAAGAUCUCCUUCUCUUUCCAGCUGUGAACUAGGUGGGUGCUGAGCUUACAGGUAUCCCCAGCUACAACUAGGAAGUCCUGUUGCCCCUCUUCAGGGUUGUCCACAUCAGAGAUCAGGCCCUUGAUUCUUGUAUAAAAUGCUGAGUAGGUGG
Messenger RNA from Mauremys reevesii (Reeves's turtle), 1780 nucleotides. It is a transcript of the gene TEX52, whose product is annotated as testis expressed 52. The transcript is spliced from 3 exons. The coding region runs from base 442 to 1173 and encodes 243 amino acids. The record is from RefSeq and is a predicted model, not a curated record. NCBI's taxonomy places the organism in Eukaryota, Metazoa, Chordata, Testudines, Geoemydidae.